AGAAACCCCCAAGCCAAAUGCUGAAAAGCCUACGGGAGCUUGUGUCGAAUCCCAGCCCUGAGGGAAUCUUCUCAGCUGCCAGAAAUGCCGUCGCAGAAUUCACGCACAGGCAGGAUAAAGCACAAGUACAGAAGAUUGUGAAGCUAACUCCAGCUCGUUUCGAUAAAAUGUUAAAACUCGAUAAUCUCAAAAACGUUUCAUGUCAUUCUGAAACUGUAGAUGGAGCUGCUGUAUUUCAUUCUGUUUACAUCGCCGGUCAUUUGUCCUUGAUUAGCAGCAAAGAUGAAAAAUUUAUACGAAUAUUGAGCAGUAAACUGGAUGCCUUGAUCAAUUCAACUGAAGGGCAAACAAUGAGCGAUAGCGGAUUCGAAGAGAUGAUGAACAUCGUAUCCGCAGAACCAGACUGGGAAACGAUACAUUAUGCAGCUGCAUGCGGUGUGCUUGGUUUUCUCAAAAUGGCUCUUGAGAAAGAUCGUCAAGUCGUUCUCGGCUUCGCUACUCAAGAUGGAGACUUCCCCAUUCACAUUGCUGCCAAAUGGGGCCAGGUGGAAGCUGUCAGAGUUCUUCUUGAACAUGGUGCCGAUCUUUGUCAAAAAGAUGCCACAGGUCGUACUGUGGUCCAUUGGGCAGCUGCCAACAGUGCCUCAACACUCAAGGAUCUGUCCACUGAAGCAGCUUUCGCCAAGGCUAUGACUGUACUAGAUGAAAGCGGACAUUCUCCACUUGCCUGUGCUGUUCGAGAAGCUAACUCCGAAUCAGUUGCGAUACUUAUGGCUUGUGCAGGAUCGAGUGCAACCAAAGUAGCUGGCGCUUCUCCCUUGUUAACAGUGCUCUCUGGGCUGGAUUACAGUGAAGCUUUGGCAAACUGCAUUGAGCUGAUCAUCACUAUAGAUCCUUCUGUUGUGGAACAAGUUGAUGCAGCCGGUAGAUCGGUUCUACAUAUGCAGCUCAACAAGAGGGUUCUCAUGAAAAUUUUGAAACAUAGCUUCGAGAACAUCAACUUGAAUAUUCAAGAUGUAGAUGGUCAAACUCCCCUUCACAUGGCUGUCAGUAGAGGAGAUAUUGGAUGUGUUGUUGCGCUUCUCUCCUACGGUGCUGAUGUGAAUGCCAAAGACAAAGACAGUUAUAAUGCGCUGAUGAAGGCUGUACAGGCUGGGCAUCUGGAUCUGGUGAAGUUGCUUCUGCUAUUCGAUACAGACUUGAAGGUUGUAGAUGCUCAAGGACAAUCUGUCUUCGAUAUCAGUAAGACUUCAAAAAGGCGGGCUGAUGUUGAUCUCCUCCUUGCCGUGAUGAGUCCUCCAGCUCCAUCGACGUUACCAGCUCCAUCAAAAACUCCAUGGGAUUACCAGCAGGAUGCUGCCAUAAAAACUCAAAAGGAAAGUAAAGAAAGUGGUGGUCAGCGCGUGAACCUGCUAUCCCUGGAUGGUGGUGGUAUCCGCGGCUUAGUGCUAAUACAGAUGCUUUCGGAAUUGGAGAGUAAAUUUGGUUCCGAUUUUCUUUCUUCAUUUGGCUGGUUAGCUGGUACGAGCACUGGCGCAAUCCUUGCAUUAGCCCUCAGUCAAGGCAAAACUAUGCCAUUCUGCCGGUCUAUGUAUUUUAGAAUGAAGGAUGAAAUAUUUCGUGGUGAUCGUCCUUACAACGCUGAUACUUUGGACGCAUUUCUUCGAUCACAGUUUGGCGAGAACACAACUAUGGCUGAUGUGACGAAUAAAAGGGUUAUGGUCACGACAUGUGUAGCAAAUGUCUGUCCUCCACAGCUACAUCUUCUGCGCAGUUAUCAGUUGGAAGCUUCUGAGGAAGAGAAUGCAAAACUAGGCUUUGAUCCCCCAAAAAAUCAUUUCAUAAAGGAUACUGCUCGAAGCUCAAGCGCUGCACCCACAUAUUUCCCACCAUUCGACAAAAAAUACGUUGAUGGUGGAUUGCUUGCCAAUAAUCCCUGCCCACAACUGCUUAUGGAUGUCCAGCUUGUGAAUACAAGCUUAAAAAUGGCGAACCAAAGUGACCAGUGCUACCGUAUCGGUUGCGUGCUUUCGUUAGGGACUGGCAGAGUGCCACAGGCCAUGGUCGAAUCUCUCGACCUUACCGUACCAAAAUCAUUUAUGGAAUUCGCCAUUGGUUGGCAAGAAAAAUUAUCUCUCAUCAGCCACCUGAAAAAUCUGCUGCUUGAGCAGAUAGGAAGAGCUGAUGGAGCGGCCGUUGAUUGCUCAAGAGCCUGGAGUCACUCUAUGUCCGUACCGUUCUUCAGAUAUUCGCCGCAGCUAAGCUCAGCCAUCGAUUUAGAUGAAACUGAUGAUGUUAAGUUGAUUAACAUCAUGUGGGGAACGAAAGUCUACAUGAAGGAAGAAAGUUCUUCGGUGGAGCAGUUAAUUGACCUGCUGAAAUCCUGUACAAGGUAGCCGUAUAAGUCCAACGAAAAUUUGCGCCUUUGACAAACCUUCAAAGCUAUUCGGGGUUGAAAAAUUCUUUGUAUAUCAUCAAAAGCGUAGUUUUGUUUCAGUAUGUGGUUUAAGUCUGUUUAGAUUUACCCGCGUGUAUUAUUUUCUCCCAUAAUUUCUGAUAUUUGUGUUACUAGUCACUCUGCUUCACUUGUCAAUAUUCUCCUAGUUCUAUUUAUGUUCAUAAUGAUAAAUCUAGGGCAUUUAAACUGUGCACCUCUCUUCCACAAUCUAAAUUUUCUAAGUAUGCCUUAUGUUCAUUUCUCUUUCAUUCCAUUUUGUGACGGUAAUAUAU
Messenger RNA from Cylicocyclus nassatus, 2730 nucleotides. The record is from the annotation of a GenBank genome assembly. NCBI's taxonomy places the organism in Eukaryota, Metazoa, Nematoda, Chromadorea, Rhabditida, Strongylidae.